AUGGCGGAGAAUGAGUGGCUAUCGGGUUAUUUGGACGCGAUUCUAGAGCGCGGAGGCGCGCCGAUGGGCACUGACAAGAAGGAACGGCUGGAUCUAUCGGAGAUCAAGGGCCAGAGCGGCACAGCCGUCCGAUACUUUGUGAAUGAGAUCAAAGAUUCGAGCGAGGAGGAGCUGCAUCGCACGUGGAUGAAGGCCACAGCGAUGGGCGACGAGAAAGGGUCCCGAAUGGAGAAUUUUACUUGGCGAAUUUGGCACCUGUCCCGGAUAAAGAAGCAGUUGGAGCAAGAAGCAUCGCGGAUCAAGGAGCAGCAGCAGCACGACAAGGAGGAGGCUGAGCUGGACAUAGAGGAGGAGGACGGCCCUGAUGACGCCCUCCCAGACACCUUAUCCUCAGCUGACGUGGCUGCUGACGUGGACAAGGCCGCGGAUGACCUGCUGGACUCCAGUGCCAACGUGGCAGCGGCCCAGGCGGCGGCAGCUAAGGCUGCAGCGGAGAAGGAGUCGCGGGGGAGGAGGGAGAACCAGCAGCAGGGGGAGAAGCAGAGGGAGGUGCCUGCUGGUGCAGGAUUGACUGCUGAGGUUCCUGGGAGGGACCCGCUUGAGCAUGGCACGGAGAAGAGGCUCUAUAUUGUCAUGAUCAGCAUCCAUGGGUUGGUCCGCGGAGAGAACAUGGAGCUGGGCCGAGACUCGGACACAGGCGGCCAGGUGAAAUACGUGGUGGAGAUCGCACGUGCUCUGGCAUGCAUGCCUCAGGUGUACCGCGUGGAUCUGCUCACACGCCAAAUCGUUGCCCCUGGGGUGGACUGGUCGUAUGGGGAACCCUCAGAGAUCAUCAGCUCCCUCCGCUAUGACCCAGACGGGAUGAUAGCGGGGGAGAGCGCGGGGGCAUACAUCAUCUGCCUGCCGUGCGGCCCUCGAGACCAGUACCUGCGCAAGGAGGCGCUCUGGCCCUACGUGGACUGGUCGUAUGGGGAACCCUCAGAGAUGAUCAGCUCCCUCCGCUAUGAUCCGGACGGGAUGAUAGCAGGGGAGAGCGCGGGGGCAUACAUCAUCCGCCUGCCAUGCGGCCCGCGCGACCAGUACCUGCGCAAGGAGGCGCUCUGGCCCUACGUGGACGAGUUUGUGGAUGGAGCCCUCACGCACAUCAUGCACAUGUCCCGGGAGCUCGCGGAUCAGAUCGGCGAUGGGCAGCGGGUGUGGCCGUAUAUGAUCCACGGGCACUAUGCCGAUGCUGGGGACAUAGCAGCGCUACUAUCUGGUGCACUGAACGUUCCGAUGGUCCUAACAGGGCACUCCCUGGGGCGAAACAAGUUGGAGCAGCUGCUGAAGCAGGGGCGCAUGACCCGCGGGGAGAUCAACACCCAAUACGCCAUCGACCGGCGCAUCGAAGCGGAGGAGUUUUCUCUCGAUGCAGCAGAGCUGGUGGUGACGAGCACGCGGCAGGAGGUGGAGGAGCAGUGGGGGUUGUACGAUGGCUUUGACGUGCGGCUUGAGAGGGUGCUGCGUGCUCGGCAGCUCAGAGGGGUCAGCUGCCACGGCCGCUUCAUGCCCCGCAUGGCGGUUAUCCCUCCCGGCAUGGAUUUCUCCAACGUGGUGGUCCCAGACAUCGAUGGCCCCGAAUCUCCCGGGCCUGAGCCGCCCAUCUGGGCCGAGGUGCGCAAGUUCUGGUCGAACCCGCACAAGCCAAUUAUCCUUGCCCUGGCCCGCCCCGACCCCAAGAAGAAUCUCACUACACUCGUGCGCGCCUUUGGGGAGUGCCAGGCGCUCAGAGACCUCGCCAACCUGUGCCUGGUGAUGGGCAAUCGAGACGACAUUGAUGCCAUGAGUGCCAGCAACACGGAGGUGUUGACAGCGUAUUGUCUGGUGAUGGGCAAUCGCAAUGACAUUGAUGCCAUGAGUGCCGGCAAUGCAGAGGUGUUGACAGCGGUGCUGAAGCUGAUAGACAAGUACGACCUGUACGGGCAGGUGGCGUACCCCAAGCACCACAAGCAGGCUGAUGUGCCGGACAUAUACGCACUCGCUGCCAAAUCCAAGGGCGUGUUUGUGAAUCCAGCACUUGUGGAGCCGUUUGGCCUCACUCUCAUCGAGGCAGCAGCGCACGGGCUGCCCAUGGUGGCCACUAAGAACGGCGGCCCAGUUGACAUCCAGAAGAUGCUGAGCAACGGGCUGGUGGUGGACCCUCAUGAUGCCAACGCCCUGGCAUCCGCGUUGCUACAGCUGGUGGCGGACAGGACGUUGUGGACGGAUUGCAGGAAGUCAGCUCUGGCCAACAUCCACAAGUACUCCUGGCCGCAGCACUGCGCCUCUCUUCUCACCCGUGUGGCCCAAUCCCGUCUGCGCCACCCAGUGUGGAGGGCAGCAGCACUCUUCGACCAGGUCGCUGCCGCCACCACCCACAGCAACACCGGCCUCCAAUCCGAAUCCCUCCGGGACAUCCAAGACCUCUCCCUGCGCCUCUCAUUCGACGGCAAGUUCUGGGGCGGAGGCUCCUUCCAAGGAGGCUCCAUUGAUCUCUCUUUCAUGCUGGAUAACCUCGGGGUUAUCUGGCCGGACGGUAGGUCUGCUAGUGGUUACGCGGCUGAGCCUUCUCAUGCUGCUGCUGGUGGUGGUUUUGGUGGUUCUGGUGGUCUUGGUAGUGGGGAUGGGCUGGGAGCAGGGGCAGCGUUGGGGAUUCCGUGCAGGCAGGGGAAUUAUUCGUUCACUGGGGGUAUGGGGUCGGAGAGUGUUGGGAGGUACAGGGAAGGGGUGGGCGGGUCGGGGCGGUUGCAGGGGACGCAGGAAGAAGGGGAGGACGGAGGAGCAGGAGCAGGGGCAGGGGCGGGAGAGAAAGGGUCGGCAGCAGGAGCGGCGGCAGCAGCAGCGUUUGAGGGGCUCAGGCUGAGAAGGAGAAGGCGGCUGAUUGUGGUAGCAGUAGACGAAUACGACCCUGUUGGGCGGCCGGGUUCGUCUGUUCUGGACUCUCUCUGCGUUGCCCUGGAGGUGGCCUACCGGCACAACACGGGGACGUUAAGGAAGCGCGUUGUAUGGGGUAUGGGGCCGGGCGGGGAGAUUGGUGUGGUACUGGCGACGGCACUGACGGCCAGAGAGACAGUGGCAAUGCUGACAGCAGCAGGAGUGGGGCUGAGGCAGCUUGAUGCUCUGAUUGCAGGGGGAGGGAGCGAGGUGUACUACUCUGUACCGUGCUCCACCGCAUCGGACCUUGGAGCAGCAGCAGCUGGGGGAGCAGGAGCAGGAGCAGGAGCGGUGGCAGGAAUGGCAGCAGGCCUGGUAUCAGCCAUGGCUCCUCUGCAGGAUCGGGAAGGCUGGCAGUUGCUUCCCGAUCCGGACUAUUUCGCGCAUAUUGAAUACCGAUGGAGCGCAGACGGUCCUGCAGCUGCUUCCACCGGCACAGGCAUCCCGGGGAGCAAAAGCGUGACUGGCAGCAGGCUGGGGGAUGCAGGGGCGGGAUCGAGAAGGGUGAGGGGUGCGGUGGGGAGCGGGUUGCUGCUGCAGCAGCAACAGCUGCUGGCGGUGCAGCAUGUGUGCGUGGAGGAUGAGAUGAGAACCACAUCCCGGCGACUGGCUUACCGAGUGCUCGAUAUUGCUCAGAUGCCAACAGCAGCUGAGCUGCGUCGUCGCCUGCGCCUACGUGGCUUGAGGUGCCACGUGGGCUACUGCCGUGCCGCCACGUGUCUUCACAUCCUGCCUCUCCACGCCUCUCGCUCACAGGCCCUCAGGUACCUUUGUGUCCGCUGGGGAUUGGAGCCUGCUGACCUGGCAGUCAUCGUCGGCAGUCCAGCUGGCGCUGACGGGGAUUACGCGCAGCUGCUGUCAGGCAUGCACCACACGCUCAUUCUGGAGCCUCCCGCUGCUGACGUGGGACAGCACCAAGGAGCGGCAGCAGCAGUAGCAGCAGGGGUGGGUACUGUGGCAUUAGGAAGCGGUGCAGUAGGGUUGGAUCCGUUAGCAGACUACAGGAGGAAGCUGCUGCAUGAGUUUGUGCCACGUAGUGACGUGCAUCUGCCCAAUCUCGUGAAUGUGGAAGAUUCCUCGAGCGACAAGGUCAGCUCUCUCGCUGAAGCCCUGGAGAAGAUAGGCUUUGCAUAA
Messenger RNA from Closterium sp. Naga37s-1, 4086 nucleotides. The record is from the annotation of a GenBank genome assembly. NCBI's taxonomy places the organism in Eukaryota, Viridiplantae, Streptophyta, Zygnematophyceae, Desmidiales, Closteriaceae.